ACUGGUGAUGUCUUAUCGGCGGAAGUGGGGGGGCCCCCCCUCUGAAAAUAUGUGAAGAACACUUGCUGUCGUAGGGGUGUCUGCAAGGUUUACUCUCUCAUGGAAUCAUCUCACCUUCCGCAACACCACCCCCCCUCCCCCUUUUUAUUGGAUAGCUCCGGCUGAAAUCAAGACGUGGCUUUAGCUAUAAACGAUUCACGCUGUGGAUCGCGACCGGCUCCGUCAUAACACAGGUAGAAGAGGUAGUAGUUAGGUCGGUGGUGGUGGUGGUGGUAACACGUAUCGAUGAGACACGAGUCACGCCGACGAUGAUUUUUAACAAACCUGUUUGCCCAAUGAUAUAUAUAGUGCGGAGCAUUAAAACGCCCGCGGGCGAGGACGCGCGUGACAUCAGCAGUGGGAGCGACUCUUUCGUUAAAAAAAAAAUAUAAUUUACACAUUAGCGUUGAGUUGUGCCGCGCAUUCCCUCGGCUGUCUGUGAAUCGCCGUAGCCCGGGUUGGUGUCGCCUUAGUUGGUAUGUACAGUUCAGUAUCCGUCCACUGCUGGAUGAAAGUCCGUGUGGAUUAAGUGAAGGGGGGAGGGAGGGGUAGGCGCAGGUGUGGGAAUUGAACUCUGGGGCAUUCUCAUUGAUCGUGCAGUGCGGUAACCACUGCGCCACCACUCCAUUAUAUCGGCAUUGUAAUAGCCCGGUUCGGUGUUACACCGAGUUACAAUAUCCAGAGUUUUAGUCCCGGUCAGUUGACCCCCGAGUUACUCGAGCCUGGGUUAUAGCCCAGUGCAGUGUACCCUGAGUUACUAUAACCUGAGUUAUAGCCCAGGGCAGUGUACCUUGAGUUACUACAACUUGAGUUACAGCCAAGGGCAGUGUACCUUGAGUUACUACAACUUGAGUUAUAACCUAGAUCAGUGUACCUUGAGUUACCACAGCUUGCGUUAAGAUAUAGAGUCCGGGUCGGUGUACCCCGAGUUACUACACCCCGAGUUACACUCCGGGUGUGUAGUUUAUAUCUGCAGCCCGAACAGACGCAGGAGCCGCGUCCUUGGGGGGGAACGCCGCAGGAAGUGGCGAACGGCGUCGAGAGGGAGGGAGACGGGGAGACGAUCCACGUGCCGUGGAGGGGACAGCGCGUGGAGACGGAGCGUGAAAUGUCGGCAGCGUUGCGCUCGGAGCCGGUGGUGGUGCUGGAUCGGAUAGGGCGGUCGCACUCGGAGCGGGAGUUGCGGAGAGACGAGACGACGGAGCUCAUGCUCGAGACGGAGCUGGAUCGCGAUGGAAAGUUGGAGCGCGAGGCGGAGCUGGAGUGGGAGACGGAGCUGGAGUGGGAGACGGAGCUGGAGUGGGAGACGGCGUUGGAACGUGAGACGGAGCGCGAGACGGAACGUGAGAUGGAGCUGCAGCGCGAGACGGAGCUGCAGCGCGAGACGGAGCUGCAGCACGAGGCGGAGCCGCAGCGCGAGACGGAGCCGCAGCGCGAGACGGAGCCGCAGCGCGAGACGGAUCCGCCGCGCGAGACGGAGCUGGAGCGUGAGACGGAGCUGGAGCGUGAGACGGAGCUGGAACGCGAGACGGAGCUGGAACGCGAGACGGAGCUAAAGCGUGAGACGGAGCAGAAGCGUAGGACGGAGCGCGAGACGGAGGCGCAGCGCGAGACGGAGCGCGAGACGGAGCUGGAGCGUGAGACGGAGCGUGAGACGGAGCGCGAGACGGAGCGCGAGCGGGAGACGGAGCGCGAGACGGAGCUGGAGCGUGAGACGGAGCGCGAGAUCGAGAGGGAGUUCCGCGCGGCGUCGCACGCGCUGGAGCGGGAGCUCGAGCGGGAGCUCGGACGCACCGAGGAGAGGGCGCGGAGCCUGGAGCGCGACCUGCGGGACACGCGGGCGCGCGCGUCCCGGGAGCGCGCCGAGUGGAGUGCGCGCGUGACCCACGUGGAGAGCGCGCUGAGGGAGGCGGGCGAGACGCGGGAGGCCGAGAGGGGCCUCGUGCGCCUCCUGGAGCAGCGCAACGACGACCUGGAGCGCGCGCUCAGGGUGGCGCUGUCGUCCCUGGAGGAAGUCGAGCGGCAGCUGAACGCGACGCUCGAGGGGAAGGCGCUGCUCGAGGUCGAGCUGGAGGAGCGCGACCUCCUGCGCGUGGAGACGCAGCGCCUACGGGAGGAGGCGCGCGACCUGCGCCAGGAGCUGUCCGUCGUGCAGAAGCAGAGCCUGGCCCGGACGCCACUACCGCCGCUAUGUCCCACGGCGCUCAGAGCCCCACCGAGGGGCGCUCACCCCUCCUGCGUGUCCCCCCUCCUCCAGAUGAACGCCGCAAGCCGGGGGCGGGCACCCACCACGGUCUCCACCUGGGCACUGCCUGCGACACCGCUCCGCUCGCCAUCCAGGUUCACGCGGGGUCAUGACCCCGUGACCUGGACUCGGUGGCCUCCCCUCGCCUCUCCCUUCACGCACCCGUGGCCCCCGCAGCGCGACCACAGAGAGUGGGAGUCCCGGGCGGCACUCCGACUGCAUCUGGUCACGCUGAGAGGCACCUUGGCUCCGUCCAGAUUCCUGCAGCUGAGUCGCCUCUCGCGUUCGUGAGCCCCAAGGAUCCCCAAGGAUCCCCGAGGAUCAGUCCUUGUUGCCCCAAGUGGCUCAAGAUUCAGGUUACACGGUGGGGGAGGGGGGGUAAAGCGAAUGGUCAACUCGAAUGAUCUAAUACAGAUAAGGAGCCAAUUAACGCAAAACAAAAACAACAAAUUCAUCUCUUUCGUCGCUUAUCUUCAGAUGCGCUUCCACGGCCGUCUGGAACGCUCUUCCUUCAGAUAUUAGGAAGCCAUUGGAGCUAUCCACUUUCGAAUCGCCACCCAGAGUGACAAACUCAUUUACUUUAGAACUGCUUCUUGCGUUAAGUUUGUUGUCUUUCCCCCGCACCUCCGAUUAACGCGGUUGGCUACGUACGGUGCGAAAGAAGUUCAACGCACGUACAUGCAUCUGUCGUCUCCCCUCUCAUCCCACUGUGUCUCCGUCUCUGCAUCUCGCAGCUAAUUACACCUCUUGUGCCAUUGUCCACAUUUGCACACCGCAUCCUGUCCCAGAGGGCCUCAGGUCAGCGAGAACUCGACUUGGGGGGGGGGGGUGAGGGGGAAACAACCCCCUUAAGGUAAACCCAAGAAACUGAGGCUCAGAAACCCAAGAAACCAAGAAAAUCUGAAACCCAAGAAACUGAAGCUCAGAAAACCCAAGAAACG
Molecule: messenger RNA, 3225 nt
Organism: Petromyzon marinus (sea lamprey)
Lineage: Eukaryota; Metazoa; Chordata; Hyperoartia; Petromyzontiformes; Petromyzontidae
Biological process (GO): microtubule nucleation; mitotic centrosome separation; centrosome localization
Cellular component (GO): kinesin complex; centrosome; kinetochore
Molecular function (GO): microtubule binding
Source: RefSeq, a predicted model, not a curated record